Molecule: messenger RNA, 4347 nt
Organism: Pomacea canaliculata
Lineage: Eukaryota; Metazoa; Mollusca; Gastropoda; Architaenioglossa; Ampullariidae
Product: neuropeptide prohormone-4-like
Exons: 5
Coding region: 522-1109 (195 amino acids)
Molecular function (GO): protein binding
Source: RefSeq, a predicted model, not a curated record
GACUGCAACUCCGCGCGGGCCGACCUUUGGCGAGAACGACCGCGCGAGCGAGUGACGCGGAGGCGACGAGUGACGGGUGUGCGGGGAACUCGCAGACUUUUCAGGCUUGGAGGAGCGGACGGUUUGAACGGGGCGUGGAACUGAGAGGCAAGGCAGGGGAUUCUCUUGCUGGUCGCCCACCUUGCAAGUCCAACAAGCCACUCUACUGCUCCAACUCCCCCCAUUCAAGCCGGUUUUGUGGCCCGGGGAAAAACGGCCCUCGUCGCCGCUCGCUUUUGACGACACCAUCAGCGCCCCAGCAACCACCCGAGCGCAGGCUUUUUCAAAGUCCCGCCAGUAGCGAGAAAGAUAGUUAGUUGUCUGGCUUGGGAUCCAGACGGUUGUAGAGAGAACUCAGACUGUUCCCUGAACUUACCUCGCAUACAAAAGCUCUGAAACAACUUUGCCACUAACGACAACCGAAAGGCCGGAUUUCAAGUUUCAACAACAAGCUUCGGGGAGAAAAGAUAAACUAUUCCAAGAUGUCUUUCUACGUCAAACUUGAGACUUUCGUCCUUUUCACCGCCAUAGUUGUCACCUGUUUGAACGGUCUGAAAAUAGACUUCUCUCGGCUUUCCCUCCCGUCAAGAGCAUUCUUCACACCACAGAAGCGAAACGUGUGCGAAGGAAACCCUUGUGAAGCCUCCAGACCCUUUUUGUGCCGGGAAUCUCCUACGUGCAUCCGCUUGAAAGACAUCUGUGACGGAAAAGAUGACUGCGAAGAUGGGUUUGACGAAAGUCGUGAAGUGUGCUUUGGCGCCUCUCGCCCGCCAAUGGAAUCAAUUUACCAGUUCUUAUCGGACGAAAGAAAAUGGAUGAUCCCCAAGCUGUUCAACGGUGCUGACACUGAAAUGGUGGCCCACGAGCUUACACUCGCCACCAGCAUUGAUGAGCUGCAAAGGACACUGGGACUGACGCCGGAGAACGUGGCAAACCUUCGCAAAGCUUUCCAGAGUACAAUUGAAGGCGACGAGCGACCCCUGCUGGCCAUGGGGAUGCCCGAAAGGUCAUGGCCAGAAGUCAAGUUCUUGUUCGAAAGUCUGCUCAAGAGCGGCUUCCGCGAAGACUAGAUUCUACGACCUUCCCUCCCCCAGCCCUCCCGCAGCACCUGAUUGGCUAACGCGAAAGCGCAGCUCACGCAAAAGAGGCAAAUGACUCUACAAAACAUCGGGGAAUACAUGCAGACAGACAUUUUAAGAGCGAAAAUCCGUUUCAAGAAGAAGUAGGAAAGUAUGUUAUUUCCAGCAUCACCCUUUCAGCAUAUUUUUUUCCAGCCUCCUGGCCGUUACUCGUGAGGGAGCUAGCAUGACAUCGUGUAACGGUCAAAGUUUUAUUCAGCUACUCCCGCCCCCCACCUUGCAAGAUGUGACAAAUGGCAGGAGCUGUUUUAUCAAAAGUUUACCAAUAUAUUAGGAAAAUAUUUUUAAGUCCCCUUUUUCCCCAUCCAAAAAAGGUACCUAGAAAUUGCAAAUAAACAACCAUAGGUCCCAGAAUCAAUGCCCGUCGGAAAUAAAAAUUAUGCAAAACCUGUGGCGAGAAAGAGAGAGCAAGAAGGAAGGAAAAAAAGCAAUAAUGUAUUUAAUUCCGAUAAGUCUGCAAACGAUACAGAUUUUACGAACCAGGAAUCGCAAGCUUGUGGCAUGUGUUCCCUCAUGUCCUGCCUGUCCAGGCUGCCGCAGCAAACUUCGCUUGGCCAUGGCGUUGUGUUGUGGUGAAUGUGCUAGUCUCUGCGUGACGUAGCAUUGCUGGCCGUUGUUCAUAUGUCAACCACUGCUUCUAUAAAGAGCGUGCGACAAAAAAACAAAACAAAACAAAAUAAAAUAAAAUAAAAAAGCAGAUCUACUGGGUUCGUCAAACUUUCGCCAAUUCUCUCAUCUUCAUGGGUCAAAUGUCUAAAAGUGAACAGAUGUGUAGCAGAUUUCUUUACCCAUUCUUUUUUUUUUUUUUUUACCACAAGAGCCACCUUAAGCAGCUUUUAAAAAUAGCGUAAAAUAGUAUUUUCAUUUAUUUUUUCUGCUAUUUUCACAACUAUCAAAGUUUAAAACGUUUUUAACAGAAGCUAAUUAUAAAUACUUGCAGAUAUUAAACUAACUUUGGUGAUCGACAAAAAAAAAAAAAAACCUUCAGAACAAAACUAAUUAAUAUGAUAUUGCUUUUUUCUUGAGUUUCUUAUUUCCGUAUGAACUUCGUAUAUUUGGCUUUAAAUCAAGUCUGUUUUUGUUUUGACUUUUUUUUUUUUAAAUUUCUGUUUUGUAAAGCAGUUUAUCCGGAAAUCCGAAAGCAAGAAAUAACUUAUCAGAAUAUUAUUAAAUAGUGAUAUACCUCUGCAACAUGUUAUAACUUAUUGUAGCGAUACCAGAGGUGACAGGAAUCCAGAAGUCUUGAAGAAAACAUCAUAGACUAAUGAAUAAUAAGAUAUCUUAAAAAAACAAAACAUUCCGAAUAACUUACAUAGUCAUCACUUUAAAUUUUGUAAACUGUUUGCUCUUCUGUUGAGUUCAAUCAAGGUGCAUUUGUGUGACUAUAGCUAUAUGCUGCGUUAUGUACUGUGCUAGUGCAGUGGUCCUACUGUUUCAUCUCUUCCUACAAGCUAAUCAUGCCAUUUCUAGUGCAUUUCUAAUGCACUUGAGGUUUCCGCUGAAUAUUUUAUAUCAGAAUAUAAGAUUUGUCCAAUACCGUGAUUUUAUUAGGUUUUCCACAAGCGAAAUUAUUUCUCCUUUGAGAACUUAUCCCAAACUGCUUCUCCUGUCCAGUCAGCUGGUGCUAGUUUGCUUUUUUUGUUAAUUACUUUCCCGGAUGUUCGAUUCCCAAGUGCGUUGUUUCGACAAUUGUUUGGAGUGGUGGGGGCAGAACAUGCAUGGGGUCGACAGAGUGGUGCUUUGUAUUUUGAGUAAAUAUUGAUUCGCUUCAAUCCUAAAGUUGCAUCAUGGUAUAUUUCUUAUUAUCAAAAGUGUAAGAACUACUGCGUAUUGCUCGCCUAAACAUUCCAGAAAUAAUUACAAGAUCCCUAGUCACAUUCCAGUCAUUCUAUGUGCUUUGCUAAAGUCCAGUUUUUAUCUUAAUAAUAAAAACUCAUUUUCUGCUCGACAUGCAUCUAUUUCUCAUUUACCUUCAUUUGACUAGCAGUACAGUUACACAUAUUGAACUAUGUUAUUUGACUGAUACCUCUGUAUACAUUUGAGCAGUGUAUUUUAACAAUCUCAUUAAAGUACUUUUUAUUCUAACUUUACUUGAGGCUAAAUUUCAGCUUUUCUGGUCCAUAUAUGUACUUCUUUCUAUAACUUUAUUACUUUAUUAUUUUUUUUAAAAGCAGCUACAGAAAUAAACAAAUUUUUCAAAAAUCUCUGCAGACUAUACUGAAAAUGACUCAUUGCAUUUCAGAAUUAUUUUCAAAGCAUAUAUAUAUAUUCUAUAAAUGUUUAUAAUUUGAUCAACGGUGAUCCCAGUGCAGUGAGAUCGCCUUCACCUUUGUCCUUCCAAAGCUUCUAUGUAGUUGGGAAAGUCCGCCCUUGGGUCACAUCAUUAACAAAACACAAUAAACUUUAAUCACGAACAAGAUUUAUUAUCAUAGUGUUUAUGGAAACAAUUGUUUUAGAGUUAUUACAACAGCUAUAGAUAUACGUUCUCUUAUUAAAGUGUUCAAACUUGUUACUCAAAUGUUUAAAAAAAAACAUAUUGAUGUACAUACUUUUCAUUACAGAAUCUACACUUGGAUUCUGUAUGGAAAUGUGGAUUGUGUAAGACAACCGUCAAAAAUAAAAGGAACCCACUGAUAUUGUACAGUACAUUUUCCCUACCAAUCCAGGACUUUGACAAAAAGUGAUGGUUCUUGUGGGGUUUUUCAAGAAAUAGAAAUGAGGGAUGACAAAUUAUAUUGACAUGCAAAGUAAAAUAUAUCAAUUUCCUAUUGUUGAAAAAGCUGGUAGCUGUAUCAAGGCACAAGAGUAAACUCACCCAGUUUCUAUAGAUGUAACCUGCUGAUGCUACAGCCAAGUGGGGAGUCAGACUUUCCAAAAAAAGUUGACCUUCAUUAUUUUACAUAGGUCUCGAAAAAAUGUUCUGAUGGCUUGGCGCGUGACGCUUCAUGUAUGUGUAUUGUAGACUACAUGUAACAUACUGCCAUUUGUUGCAUCUUCAUACCCUGUUGAUCAUUAUACUAUAAACUGAGUUUCAAACGAAAAAAAUAAAUCAUGACUAGUUUCUUAGCCUGUGUCUUGUUGUCACUCUGAGUUGACAUGUCUCUACAUCCUGUGAUGGUUUAUCUGGCAAUUGGCGAUGAAGAACUUAAAGAUAUGCUUGAAUUGGCCA